Sorghum bicolor (sorghum) is the source of this 2049-nucleotide messenger RNA. Its product is annotated as protein MALE DISCOVERER 2-like. Gene Ontology annotation, biological process: protein phosphorylation. The transcript is spliced from 7 exons. The record is from RefSeq and is a predicted model, not a curated record. Gene Ontology annotation, molecular function: ATP binding; protein kinase activity. The coding region runs from base 411 to 1805 and encodes 464 amino acids. Lineage: Eukaryota; Viridiplantae; Streptophyta; Magnoliopsida; Poales; Poaceae.
UGGGCAGUGGGCUCCGUCCCUCGGGUGCUGUUCUUUAUUCCCCCAGCCCCAGUUAUUGAACGCUUCGUUGACAAAACUGUGACGCUGUCCGCAACUGCAACUGCGACGAGCAACGGGAUUGCCGGUUUCGCUCUAGUAGUCGUUAAUCUCAAUCAAGCAAAGCAGUCCCCCAUUUUUUCUUUGUCACUGGUAACAAAGAAAAGUGUGUGUUAUUGGCUCCUCCAACUACUACCGCCACGAAGCAACUCCGACCCUUCCCUCGUCAUCGUCUUCCUCUUCGUUUCGUUCACACUCCCUGACGACGCCGAUGAUUCUGCCAUAUCCCUUUUUUUUUCUCAGGGGAGGGCACGCAGCGCGUAGAGGCUAUCUGCUCAUCUGAUGCGACCGAUCUUUGGGCACGCCGACGAACGAUGGACGCGUCGAGUUCCCUCGUGCUGGUCAUGUUGACCCUCCAUUCUGCCAUGACCGCCGCGGAUCUGCCGGCGGCGCAGCCGAGCCAUCGGAGGCUACUACUUCAGCAGGACACCACAAAUCUCGCCGCGCUGCCUCUGCCUGCGAACGUUCAUGGCGUCCCAGUCGACGCUCAUGUCCCGUCUCAUGGAACCGGCUCUUUUCCGGCGGCGUCUCCCAGUCGACACGGGGGGCAGAACGAUCCGAGCGAGGCGGCACCAACGACGCCGGCGGCUUAUUUGUCGAGAUCUAUGAGGUGGCUCUACAUGGUUGUUCUUCCGGCGCUUGCCCUGCUGUUGCUUGCUGGACUAGCGUGCUGGCUUCUUUGUCGUAAGAGUGCGGUUGCGACCAUUGGCCCUUGGAAGACUGGACUCAGUGGCCAGCUGCAGAAAGCCUUUGCUACAGGAGUACCAAAGUUGCAGCGUUCAGAGCUGGAACGUGCCUGUGAGGACUUCAGUAACAUCGUGGCGAGCUACCCACACUACACCGUCUACAAGGGAACUUUGUCAACUGGGGUUGAGAUCGCCGUGGUGUCCACUAUGAUUACAUCGAGCAAGGAGUGGUCAGAGCAUUCAGAGACCUGCUUCAGGAGAAAGAUAGACACCCUGUCGCGAAUAAACCACAAGAACUUCAUCAAUCUGCUUGGCUUCUGUGAGGAGGAGGAACCUUUCACCAGGAUGAUGGUGCUCGAGUACGCGCCGAAUGGGACACUUCAUGAGAGUCUUCAUGCUGAGGAUUUUGAGCACAUCGCUUGGCGAGGUAGGAUGCGGAUUAUCAUGGGACUAGCAUACUGCAUCCAGCACAUGCAUGAGCUCAGCCCUCCUGUGGUGCACCCUGAUCUUCAGUCCAGUUCCAUACUGCUAUCUGAAGAUGGUGCUGCAAAGAUAGCGGACAUGAGCGUUUGGCAUGAAGUGAUUUCUGAAGCCAAAACGGCGACGAAUGGCGAGCUCGACCAUCACCAAGAACAGGUGUCCGCUGGGUUAGCAGGGAAUGUACAUAGCUUCGGUGUUCUACUGCUUGAAAUCAUCUCAGGGAAACUUCCAUUUCCAUACCCCGGACACGAGCGCUCCCUCGUGAGCUCGGCUCUGGAGUGCAUAGCCAACGAUGACCGGAGUAUAGCCUCCUUGCUGGAUCCAACACUGUGCGAUCACAUUCACAGGGAAGAUGAGCUAGCAGUCAUCGGCGAGGUGAUCCGUGCCUGCAUCCAGAGCGAUCCCAGAAACAGACCGAGCAUGAGGGAGGUCGCUGCCAGGCUGAGAGAAGCCAUCGGUAUCUCGCCGGUCGCUGCGACGCCGAGGCUGUCUCCGCUCUGGUGGGCCGAGCUGGAGGUGCUUUCGACCGCGGAAGGAAGCUAACUUGGCAAGACGGGAUGCCCCUGCAGGCUGUGUCGCUGUGCAUACUGCUGCUAUGCAACCUUUGUGCAUCGCCCAGCAUCGUCAACGUAACUGGACAACUGCAUAUAUAUAUAUAUAUCUCCUGCUGUAAAUGUGAAACUGCAGGAAUAGUACUAGUAAUCCUCGUGAACCGACGAUUUCUACCACCCGUUGCAUUGCACCAUCAUGUGUCUGAAACUCUGAAGGUGCUGGUGUUCUGGCAAGA